AGGGCCCAGGGUGUGCCCUGCAGCUGGGGGGCGGAGUUGUAUAUUCCCAGUGCCGGGGAACAAUCUCCGGACAGGAUGUGAGAGAGGAACUGGGGUCUCCAGUCACGGGAGCCAGCUGGGGCUGCAGGCGGGAAGGGAUCGCGGCUGCUGUCUCCCUCUCAGGAUGCGGGUCCCCCGACCAGUGCCCUGGGGGCUUUGUCUCCUGCUGUUCCUCCUGCCCGGGACGCUUCGCGCAGCAGACAGCCAUCGCUCCCUCUUGUACCACUUCACCUCCGUGUCCUUUCCUGCCCCGGGGACCCCUGCCUUCUGGGUAUCAGGUUGGCUGGGUCCACAGCAGUACCUGAGCUACAAUAACCUGCGGGCCCAGGCUGAGCCGUACGGGGCUUGGGUCUGGGAAAACCAGGUGUCCUGGUAUUGGGAGAAAGAGACGACGGACCUGCGGAACAAGCAGAAGCUUUUCCUGGAAGCUCUCACGGUCUUGGAGGAAGGAGGUUCCUACACCCUGCAGGGCCUGCUGGGCUGUGAGUUGGGGCCUGACAAUGCCUCUGUGCCUGUGGCCAAGUUUGCCCUGAAUGGCGAGGAGUUCAUGAAGUUCGACCCCAAGGUGGGCACCUGGAUUGGAGACUGGCCUGAGGCCAAGAGCAUCAGUGACAAGUGGACGCAGCAGGCGGAGGUGGUCAACAAGGAGAAGACCUUCCUGCUGUACUCCUGCCCCCAGCGCCUGCUGGGCCAUCUGGAGAGAGGCCGUGGAAACCUGGAGUGGAAGGAGCCACCCUCCAUGCGCCUGAAGGCCAGACCAGGCAGCCCCGGCUUUUCUGUGCUCACCUGCAGUGCUUUCUCCUUCUACCCGCCCGAGCUGCAACUGCGUUUCCUGAGGAAUGGGCUGGCAGUUGGCUCCGGUGAGGGCAACCUUGGCCCCAACGGCGAUGGCUCCUUCUACGCUUGGUCUUCACUAACAGUCAAAAGUGGUGAUGAGCACCACUACCGCUGCCUGGUGCAGCACGUAGGGCUGUCACAGCCCCUCACUGUGGAGCUAGAAUCAUCAGCCAAGUCCUCAGUGCCAGUGGUUGCAAUCGUCCUCAGCUUCUUACUGCUCCUAGCAAUGGCUGCAGGAGGAGCUCUCCUGUGGAGGAGGAUGCGGAGUGGUUUGCCAGCGCCUUGGAUCUCUCUCCGUGGAGAUGAUAUAGGGACCCUCCUGCCCACUCCUGGUCUCUCCAAGGAUGCUGACCCUUAGGAUAUAAAAGCCUUCUCAGCAACUGCCUGAUCGUCCCCCAUCCUGGCUGCUACCAGCUAAUGUAGUCAGGUCCCUUUCAUGCUGUGAGACCUCCUGGAAUCCUGGUAUUUCUGAGCCUCCAGAAAGAGUCCUGGGCCCGAUGUCCUCCCUCUGGACUUUUCCUGUGAUAUGCCUCAAUUUCCCCUCCUGAUAUAUAUGACUCUUUUCCAUCUCCACAUGUAACAUGAGUAUGGGCCCGAAUCAUUGUGUUCUCAUCAUUUCAACUUUCUCAGCGCGGGAGGUAAGGGAAUGGGUGGGGGUAAUAAAUAAAUGGUAUAAGCCCUGGGCUUUAAAUCUC
Rhinolophus ferrumequinum (greater horseshoe bat) is the source of this 1571-nucleotide messenger RNA. RefSeq names its product Fc gamma receptor and transporter (gene FCGRT). The transcript has 7 exons. Lineage: Eukaryota; Metazoa; Chordata; Mammalia; Chiroptera; Rhinolophidae. Gene Ontology annotation, biological process: immune response. Gene Ontology annotation, molecular function: beta-2-microglobulin binding. Gene Ontology annotation, cellular component: external side of plasma membrane. The record is from RefSeq and is a predicted model, not a curated record. The coding region runs from base 164 to 1234 and encodes 356 amino acids.